Molecule: messenger RNA, 9853 nt
Organism: Dreissena polymorpha
Lineage: Eukaryota; Metazoa; Mollusca; Bivalvia; Myida; Dreissenidae
Product: tetraspanin-1-like
Exons: 8
Coding region: 106-1029 (307 amino acids)
Cellular component (GO): membrane
Source: RefSeq, a predicted model, not a curated record
GGAAAUCGGAAGUGAAUCCAUUGUCACGAAAUUAUAUAGUUUACUUCACUAAUUUGUGACUGUUUUCAAUGCAAUGACUCAACUACAUUAGGAUAUAGGAUAAAAAUGGCAUCCAGCAGAUUAGCUCUGUGUUUUCGCAUUCUAACCAUUAUUCUUGCAAUAUUGAUAUGGAUUAUUGGUGGUGCUAUUCUUGCAUUUUCCAUCUACCUGAGAGUUGACUACUGGAUCAACCAGUAUGUUCAGGCCUCCAGCGAACUCCAAGCGUACUCUAUCAGUGUGUAUGUGUUCAUCGCCACAGGGGCGUGCAUCAUCGUCUUCUGUAUCGUGGGAAUAUAUGGGGCGGCAAGACCAGACAAAUGCGCCCUCAUUGUGUAUACCAUAUUUCUGCCCAUCCUGCUGUGUGCGCUGAUUGGUGGGGGAGUGUAUGCAUAUGUGUACAGGGAGGAGAUUGAGAAUACGGUGAAGAAUUCCAACACGCUUCUACGACUGGUCCAGGAGAAGUAUGGCAACGAUGCAAGGGUCACACACUCCAUCAAUUUCAUGCAGAAAGAGCUGAUGUGCUGUGGUGGUAUUGCCUACACUGACUAUUUGGAAUCCUUCUGGGCCAACGAUUAUACGUCUGAAAAACCAGAGGAGCGUAAAAACAUGGCACCCCUUACAUGCUGCAAGGACUACAAGAGAUAUGAGGAUAUUCCCAUAACAGAGUAUAGGUAUUGCCCCAUUUACACGAGUGAUGCUAAUCAAAUUGGGAACCCCCUCAAAGACAUCAAUCCAAACAUCAAUAGAAAGGGUUGCGGGGAAGCAUUCGUAGAUUUCUUCCAAGAACACAUCAAGACUGCCGCAGCAAUUUGCUUCACAAUUGUUGGCCUUCUGUUCCUAGCCAUAGUGUUUGCAGCGCUCACUUUGUUUCACCUUCGCAAGGCCCCUGUGUCGCGGGAAGAUGAUGUUGUAUACGAGAUGGCCAGAACCCAGGAGAAAUCACCGUACCCUGCCCGUGGCACCCCAUAUGCCAACCUCUACCAGUCAUGAAUGCAAAAUCAUAUAAAAACAAAGAUUAAAACAUCAUGUUGGGAGACAGGUCAAUGUCUAUCAAAUACUCUCACCAUUUAUUUCAGAUCACCUGCUUUAGUCUAAUUUUUCAUCAAUAUUAAAGAUCACUAAAAAUUAUUUUUACAAUGCAAUUUAUCAUUAACUCUGCUUAUCUGAUGCAAUUUUGUUAUUAAAUCUGAAACACAUCUAUAAAUCAGGACUUUGAAAUUUUAGUCGAAGAUGGUAGAAAGCAACUUGUCUUGUUUUAGUCUUUGUGUUAAGAAACUCAUUUUUAUUUGGUUUGUGUCAUUUUGUGCAUGUCGUUUUUGACGUCAAUGUGUUUAAGUGCACCAUUGGCAUUUUAUACGAUUGUCUAUUUUAUACUACUUACAUUUUUUUAACCUGUGUUUGCUUUCUGUGCAAUUUUUAACAGUCAUGCCUGAUUCAGACUCAGUGCACCCUAUUUUUCUCUUCAGUUAUUUUCUCUCAUGCUGAUACAUUGGUAUAUAAAUGUAGUUAAUGAGAGGUUGUAUGUUUAAAAAAAAACUGCACACCAUAAUGAUAUCGAAAGUUUGUUGGGAAACAUAAUUUUACACCAGUGUAAAUUGAUUCAAAUCUUUUCAAAGCACUUUGUCAUUACUAUGCUCUUGAAUACAAUUAAUUAGUUCCCAGUGACAAGAAAGGACCACUCUUAGUUUUGGACCAUAAUUAUUUUGUUUUUGUUAUUUAUGUUUAACACUCUUGUAUGUUUUAUUAGCUGUUUGUGUUAUUUUGUUUAGUGUGAUGUUACCAUGGGUCUAGGUCUUUUACAAUGUGUUAUAUUGUCAUAAAUAACCUCAUUUUGUUCAGUUUUUAGUUAUUUGUAUCAUUUAAUACACUGAUUGUUCAUAAUCCAAUAUAUUUGCGUUGUAAGAUAUUGAUCAAGAAUAUAAAAAAAAGGACUGAACAUUAUAUUAAGAAAUGAAUGACAUUCUACCAGUAUUGUAUUUAUUACUUCUAAGAUCAUUCAUAUGGACUUAAACAAUCAAGUCCUAAACAGUGCAAUUAAGACUAGAUAUAGUUAGAAGUAACCUUAUACUGACAAAAUGGCGACCUGAAAUGCUUAUACAUGUAUAAUAUAAGAUAUGUUAAAUGACUAGUCAUUUUCUUAGUUCAUUCCAUCUCAAAUACAAUAGUCUUAUGUUCUACUUCUGAAUAUCAACAAGUUCAUAUGGUCACCCUUUAAUGAGGCCAUUGUUCCGAGUAUUAGUACAAUACAUAUUUUAAUUUUGCACUGAAAAUCCUGUCAGUAAUCUGUGCACUUUCAUUUUCAAGUACAUACAUUUUAUAGGUUACAUCUAACUAUAUGUUGUCUCUCCAGUGCUUUUAGUUUUAGUAAAACCAGCUUUUACUUAUUUCUAGCUUGAUUAGCAGUUGAUGCAUAGACAUACAAAUUAAAUUAAUAUUUUCUGUCUGUACUAAACUGCUAGGGCUGGUCUCUGAUGUAAAUAAACACAAACAUUUGUCAGUUCCAUGUUACCAUUAUUUGUUAUGCGAUACUCAGAAUAUAAGUCCUGGUAUGCUACUUUUUAUGUAGUUUCAUAAGUAUUUAAAUGCCAUUUUAUUAAUUUAAUAGAGACCAAUGAUCAUACCAAUAGUACCAAAAAUACAGGAGAUAUGAAGCCGAAUUGACUGACAAAAUACAGUUGAUUGGACUUGUUGGUCCAAUUACAGUUCAAAUGUUAAUUUCAAGAUAUAGCUGUGGUGAGAUGUAUAAAUAGUCAUAUUUGACAACGUUAACACAGAAAUGUUGUUGAACAUCUAAAACAAAUUAAUGUACACUAUUUUAUAUACAUUAAUGUUAAAAUUGUAAGAUAAGAGUUCAUUUAAAAGCACUUUAAUCAUAGUGAUCCAGGUAAUUGAAUAUGGCGCCGCAGUAUUAUUCAUUUUAUUUGUUUAGUCAUUCUUUUAUUGCAUGGCCUACUGUACAAAAUUCACGAAGAUGGUGCAUUUUGGAAUUAUUUUGUUCAUUUAAGCAUCUCUAUUUUUCACUUGGCCAAAAUCCAUUUAGAUUUAAAGUGCCAGCAGAAAUGUAAUAUUUUAUUUAAUGAUUUGUGAUGAAAUAUUGUAAAUUAUAAAUUAAAUUCGAGUUGUCAAUUCUCACUAACCUGAAUAUGGGCUACUUUUUAAUUAGUUUUAUCUGAUUUGAAUUUGAAAGUCUUGUCACAAUUAUCAUAAAACAUUAUCAAAAAGAAGUGAAAACAAAAAGCAGUUAGUUUUAAUACUACUGUUAAUUCUCAUAAAAAAUACCAAUUAUAAAUAGAGUCAAUUUAAAAAUUAACUUGAAAAUGCAUUAUUUCCUUAAUACACAUUGGCCUUAACUUUUGUGUUAUAUUUUAUCUCUUUAAUUUUAUAAAAUUGUGAAGGUUGUAAAUUAUAUUUUGUUCUCAGUUUUCUAUGUUUGCUCUGUUCUUUCACAGGUUUUGACAUUUAUAUGUAUAUCAUAAUAAGUGACCAUGAGUGUUGUACAUUUUUAAAUAUUGCUUUUUUAGGUUGUCCAAUGCUUUUGCUUCAUAUCAUUCAAUCUAUACACAUUUCUACAUUCGCAUUUUAUUAUAACAUAUAUUGAUAUUAUACAUUUAAUAGGCGUUGUCCCAUUUUGAAUAUAGUACGCUCUAUAUUCCAUGUAUAAAUUUUCUAGCAUUUAAUAAGUUAGUGUUAGUGAUGUUUUUUACUAUUUCAAUAUAUAUUUUAACAUUUCGUACCUUGUUAAGGUAUUGCAUGAAUUGUGUCAUGUGGUGUACAAUAUUUUUUGCUUCAAAAUUAUUUUUGCAUCGAUACUUUCAUGCUUUUGUUUAUGAUUAAUAGCAAUAGUGGUUUUUAUACCUAAAAAAAUUAAGUUAGAAAAUAUGAAUGUUGACAAUUGUCUUGAAAACGGCUGUGUAUUUACACUAUUUUUAAAGUUAUUUACACAAUAGUAGUUUUUAAUAUUAAAUAAUUGGCUUAAUAACUGAGAGAAAAAUUUGGCUCAAUAAGCUUUAACAGCAUUUUUUUACAAGACAAUAAGAUGACCCGCCUCAUGGGAAAAUGAGUCUUUUGACAUAUGCGGCUAGUGUUGCUCCAGCCCUGCCUGAGCGUCUGCACAGUCUGGUCUGGAGUUACCUGGUCCACUGAGCCUUGUUCUGAGAUAAUUGGGCUUAUUACAAGUGCGUAAAGUGUCAUCCCAGAUUAGCCUGUGCAGUUCGCACAGGCUUAUCAGGGACGACACUUAACGCCUAAACGUGAUUUUCGGUAAGGAGGAACUUUAUUGAAACUAAAAAUACCAUAAAAGUGGAAAGUGUCGUCUGCAAAGGCUAAUCAGGAGCGACACUUUACGCAAAUGCAUUAAGCCCAGUUUUCUCAGAAUGCGACUCCACUGAUGAGAGUACGAAACCUUGUAUGCGAUUUGAGGGGACUGCAUAGCCCCUGACCAGACUGUUCUAGUCUUGAGCUACAUUUGCUGUAUAUGGUACAAAACCCAUUUUUGCAUGACAUGGCUAGAUGAUACCCUUAGACUGUACAUGUUUGUACGUGGCUCAGAUGAUACCCUUAGACUGUACAUGUCUGUACGUGGCUCAGAUGAUACCCUUAGACUGUACAUGUUUGUACGUGGCUCAGAUGAUACCCUUAGACUGUACAUGUCGGUACGUGGCUCAGAUGAUACCCUUAGACUGUACAUGUUUGUACGUGGCUCAGAUGAUACCCUUAGACUGUACAUGUCUGUACGUGGCUCAGAUGAUACCCUUAGACUGUACAUGUUUGUACGGGUCUCAGAUGAUACCCUUAGACUGUACAUGUCUGUACGUAGCUCAGAUGAUACCCUUAGACUGUACAUGUUUGUACGUGGCUCAGAUGAUACCCUUAGACUGUACAUGUCUGUACGGGGCUCAGAUGAUACCCUUAGACUGUACAUGUCUGUACGUGGCUCAGAUGAUACCCUUAGACUGUACAUGUCGGUACGUGGCUCAGAUGAUACCCUUAGACUGUACAUGUUUGUACGGGUCUCAGAUGAUACCCUUAGACUGUACAUGUUUGUAGGUGGCUCAGAUGAUACCCUUAGACUGUACAUGUCGGUACGUGGCUCAGAUGAUACCCUUAGACUGUACAUGUUUGUACGUGGCUCAGAUGAUACCCUUAGACUGUACAUGUCUGUACGUGGCUCAGAUGAUACCCUUAGACUGUACAUGUCUGUACGUGGCUCAGAUGAUACCCUUAGACUGUACAUGUCGGUACGUGGCUCAGAUGAUACCCUUAGACUGUACAUGUUUGUACGUGGCUCAGAUGAUACCCUUAGACUGUACAUGUCUGUACGUGGCUCAGAUGAUACCCUUAGACUGUACAUGUUUGUACGUGGCUCAGAUGAUACCCUUAGACUGUACAUGUCGGUACGUGGCUCAGAUGAUACCCUUAGACUGUACAUGUCUGUACGUGGCUCAGAUGAUACCCUUAGACUGUACAUGUUUGCUCGUUCACACUGUGGCUCAGAUGAUACCCUUAGACUGUACAUGUUUGCUCGUUCACACUGUGGCUCAGAUGAUACCCUUAGACUGUACAUGUCUGUACGUGGCUCAGAUGAUACCCUUAGACUGUACAUGUUUGUAGGUGGCUCAGAUGAUACCCUUAGACUGUACAUGUCUGUACGUGGCUCAGAUGAUACCCUUAGACUGUACAUGUUUGUAGGUGGCUCAGAUGAUACCCUUAGACUGUACAUGUUUGCUCGUUCACACUGUGGCUCAGAUGAUACCCUUAGACUGUACAUGUUUGUACGUGGCUCAGAUGAUACCCUUAGACUGUACAUGUCUGUACGUGGCUCAGAUGAUACCCUUAGACUGUACAUGUUUGUACGGGGCUCAGAUGAUACCCUUAGACUGUACAUGUUUGCUCGUUCACACUGUGGCUCAGAUGAUACCCUUAGACUGUACAUGUUUGCUCGUUUACACUGUUUUUUAAUUAACCAGUGUAUACAACUAUCGUGUAUUUUGUCACUGAAUGUAUAAUGAGAGGAUAAUGAUUGCUUCUUCUACAUGUGCAUAAAUUGCUGUAAGUUGAGUCUCUGCUAUAAUCAGGGUUGUACCUAUACUGUGUACCUACACUGUAGUUAUCUCCCUUUGUGCAAGGGAAAAUUGCUUAUUGAUUGUUGUGUACAGAAUGCAUAUCCCCAUUGUGGAAACAAAAAAGCUGCAUAAUAUAAUUUAUUGUCAAAGUUUGACUUCUAGAACACAAACAGUUGUAGCAUUAUUGCUGAAUUAAUGUAGAAUUCAUAUUGGUUAUUUACAGUAUACUGCAUCAAGAUAGAGAUCAUUAGAAGACAUAAAAAAAUUAAUGAAUUUCCAUAUUUUUUACUAAUUUAACAGACUUUUAACACAGCGAUUAUCCCCCUACUUCGGACUAAACCCUUUCCCACUCAGAAGUAAAGUGAAAAUUGCUAUGUGCAAACAGCAUAAAACCAGAACAGCCUGUGAUUAACUUGCAGUCUGUUCAAGUUUAAUCCUUUUGCUGCUCAUCAGUAUCUAAGAGUUGGAAAUGAAGCCUUUAAAACUUGAAUUUAGUAAGAAAUGUCUUAAAUUAAAUGUAACUGUAAGGGACAACAAAUGUGUAAAAAUACGGAUCUAGGUGGUAACACUGAAGGGAAUCCCAUGGUAUUGAUUAUUAUGCGAGGCUGUUUUCGGAGAAAACUGAGCUAUUGUCAUAGCCAGCUCGUCCGACUUCCGCCGUAGGCGUCGUGCUGAAACCUUAACAUUGGCUCUAAAAUCAAAUUGCUUCCACCUACAACUUUGAACUUCAUAUGUAGAUGCACCUUGAUAAGUUUUACACGCCACACCCAUUUUUGGGUCACUAGGUCAAAGGUCAAGGUCACUUUGACCUCUAAUAUCAAACUUUAACAUAGGCUCUAAAAUCAAAGUGCUUCCACCUACAACUUUGAAACUUCAUAUGUAGUUGCACCUUGAUGAGUUCUACAUGCCACACCCAUUUUUGGGUCACUAGGUCAAAGGUCAAGGUCACUGUAACCUCUAAUAUAAAACUUUAACAAAAACCUUAACAUUGCCUCUAAAAUCAAAGUGCUUCCAACCUACAACUUUGAAACUUCAUAUAUAGAUGCACCUUGAUGAGAUCUACAUGCCACACCCAUUUUGGGUCACUAGGUCAAAGGUCAAGGUCACUGUGACCUCUAAAAAAAAAAUUUUUUUAAUCUGACAAGCUUUCGCAGCAGAGCGUGGCACCCGCUAUGCGGUGCUCUUGUUUUAUAAAUGCUAUUAUAGAAUAUAUAAAAAAAAAAUCAUAAUACUAUAGGCUUCCCUCCUGUGGGUGGUAAAGGGUUUAGUAGGGCAUUUGUCAGCACUGACAUUAGUAUGUGCACUAAGAACUUGUAAACCAGCCUAAACAGAAUCACAGUAAAAUGACUGAAAUACUAUUGAAAACAGUUAACAAACUAACGAAAUAAUGGCAUUUGUUAAGAAUGAGGAUUGCAACAACACUCCAGCAAACUAUUUUGGUGAAAUAAGUCAUUAAAAUAAGAAGUGAAAUAAAAUUUUGAUAUAUUCUCAGAACUUUUUCAUAAUAUUUUCAAUUAUUCGUUUUAUUGUACUUUAUUUUGUUUAUUUCUUUAAUUUUCAGUGGUUUUCACAGUAUGAAUAAAAUGUUUCAACAGUCUGUAGAGAAGUCUUUGUUUAAAAAGUGUUUUGUUGUUCAUCUAAACAUGGAAGAGAUACCUAUAUAUAAUUAAUCAAAGGUAUGCUAGUGUCUAGUCAUUUUGUAUAUUCAUGAGUAGCAUUUGUUGUACUCGAUGGUGGUUAGGUAAAUGUAGACUAAUUUUGUAUGUUCUAAACAUUAAAAAAAACAAAAAAACAGUAUAAGGUAUUUAUGAACACCUAAAGACAAUUUUUUAAAAAUCUAUAUCUUAUUUUAUCCAUCCACUGAUGGUUUGCACUUGGACCACAAUUGUAAUAGUGUGCUAUUUGUAUCAUUCCUCAGGUCUUGUGUUAAGGUAUAAUCAGUUUUUGCUUUCAAGAAAGAAAUCUUAAAAGAGCUUUAGGCUUAUUUUUGAAGAAAAAAGUUUUAUUUUUUUUGCGUGUGUACAUUUAUAUUUUUGUUUUAAAAUUUAUGUACAUGUAUUAUAAAUUUAUAUCUACAUGUGCUUGUUUGCUCAUAGUGUUUGUAUGUAUAUGUUCAUAGAUAUUGUACAGUGCGCCUUAUUGUUCAUAAUAUUUAUGCUGCGCCCAUUGUUCCCAUUUAAUAGUCUCAUCAAGCCUAAAUCAUAAGACACAUUUAACCAAAAAAGUUUUCUGUAAAUAUUUUUAGCAGAAUUGAAAUGAUGUGUAGUUGAACGCUUUUAAUACUUUUGAUUUGGAACUAAAGUUAUGGCUAUCUUUAUGACGUAAUACGUCAGCAUUCUGAAGUCUGGAUUUUUUUAUUUGUUUGAUGACUUUUGUAUGUGAGUCACUUUAAAGCAUCGCUUAUGUCUUCACUUUCAUCAAAUAAUAAUUGUGUCGUGAUAUAAUGCAUAUUAUUUAAGCGUUUAGGCAGAUGCUAUAUCAUAUUAUAUAUGUUUGUGUACGUUAUAUAAGUACAUGUACAAGCCAGUAGGAUAAUUUGAGUCGUGUUCUGAGAAAACUGGUCAUCAUGCAUGUGCGCAAAGUGUUGUCCCAGAUUAGCCUGUGCAGUUUGCACAGGCUAAUCAGGGACGACAUUUUCCGCUUUUAUGACAUUUUGAUUUAAAUGAAGUCUUCCUACUAAAAAUCCAAUUAAGGCGGAAAGUGUCGUCCCUGUCGUCGCUGGGAUGACACUUUACGCACAUGCAUUAUGCCCAGUUUUCCCAGAACGAGACUCAUUUGUUUGUACCGGACCGGGCACCUCUUCUGCUAGUGGCUAUUUUUUCACAGUCACAUAUUGCUAAAUGAAAACACUACGUUUUUCAACAUUCUACUUCCCAUAAUGACUAAGCUUGAGGCAUCUUAUGCGUCAUUUACUACUUUUAGUAAACAACUGUCACAUUCUUUUUAUGGAUAAUAAUGGUUGUGUAGUAAUGCCCAGGGGGGGGGGGCUUUUAUCAUCUCAAUUGUUCUUUCAGACAUGUUAUUAUGAAUCUAAUAAUGGACCACUAGGCCUUUGCAAACUCCAUUGGGGUGCCAUAUUUUGUAUGGUAAAGAAAUGAAGCAAAGGAACAUGUUUAAUUAACUGUUUGCUAAAUUUGUUUAGAUCGAAGUUACUAUGUUGUCACAGUUCUUUUCAAUAAAAGCUAUCAUGUAUAAAUAGAAAGGAAUAACAAACAACAGACUUAUCCAAGCUUUCUAUUGGACAAUAAAUCCUAAAUUACUUUUUGUCAUCUGUUGGGCUUCGCUCUCAGUCAAUCAUGCGCAUUCCUUUUGUAUUCUGUGCUCUUCUAAUAGUUUGGGAUCGUACGACAGGCUUGUUGAAUCUCGUUCAAUGGGCCUCGUUCAGGGGAAAGGGGGCUUAAUGCGUGUGCGAAAAGUGUCAUCCAAGAUUAGCCUGUACUGUGCGUUUAAGCUAAUCAGGGGCGACUUUUUCCGCCCAAACUUUAUAUUUGCUUAGAAGAGACUUUCUAUAAACGGACAAUAUCAUAAAAAGCGGACAUUGUCUUCCCUGAUUAGCCUGUGCGGACUGCACACACAGUACGCCUAGUUUUCACAGAACGAGUCUCCAACCCUGAUCUUCUUCAACAGAGGCUGGUGUCCGGAUCAUGUCGUGUAGAUGUUCUCUCUUUUUCAUAGCUGUAGUACUCGUAUUGCGUCAGUGAACUAUUGUGAUCUGUAUAUUUUGAAACUAAAAUACAAUUUGUAUCAAAUAA